Xyrauchen texanus (razorback sucker) is the source of this 3416-nucleotide messenger RNA. Its product is annotated as transcription factor Dp-1-like. The transcript has 12 exons. Gene Ontology annotation, cellular component: transcription regulator complex; nucleus. The record is from RefSeq and is a predicted model, not a curated record. Gene Ontology annotation, molecular function: DNA-binding transcription factor activity, RNA polymerase II-specific; RNA polymerase II transcription regulatory region sequence-specific DNA binding. Lineage: Eukaryota; Metazoa; Chordata; Actinopteri; Cypriniformes; Catostomidae. Gene Ontology annotation, biological process: regulation of transcription by RNA polymerase II; regulation of cell cycle. Bases 159 to 1385 code for a protein of 408 amino acids.
GAGCAAUUUCUACUGUCUGCGCUGCUCCUGUUCAUUCAGCUGUAGACAGUUGAAGGCGGACGAAAGGACGCGGAUGCAAUCGACCAGACAUUUUGCUGUGGAAAUUUGGCUCAGGUUUUUCAGCUAGACCAAGCAUUUGCUCCUCAGCCCCAGGAAUCAUGGCCAAAGAUGCUGGUCUGAUUGAGGCCAAUGGGGAGCUAAAGGUUUUCAUUGAUCAGAACCUGAGUCCUGGCAAAGGUGUGCUGUCUUUAGUGACUGUGCAUCCACAGUCAGUGGCAGUAGGAAAACAGCUGUUGCCAAAAACAUUGGGCCCUUCCAACGUGAACAUUGCACCACAUUUGGUCAUUAGCACACCUCAAAGGCCAAGUGGCUCAAAUGUGAUCCUUAUGAACAGCCCACACACACCCAACUCUCAGUUUAUCACCCAGAGUCAACCAUCAGAAGCCUCUCCAUGGUCCUCAGGAAAGAGGGGUAAGAAAGGGGAGAAGAAUGGGAAAGGCCUCCGGCAUUUCUCAAUGAAGGUUUGUGAGAAGGUCCAGCGAAAGGGCGUCACAACCUACAAUGAGGUUGCAGAUGAGCUUGUGGCUGAGUUCAGCUCUGGUGAUAAUCUCAUCUCUCCUAAUGAUGCGCAUGUGUAUGACCAGAAGAACAUUCGACGGCGUGUGUAUGAUGCACUCAAUGUGCUGAUGGCCAUGAACAUCAUAUCCAAAGAGAAAAAGGAGAUCAAAUGGAUUGGCCUGCCCACCAACUCUGCUCAGGAGUGUCAGAACCUUGAGGUGGAGAGGCAAAGACGUUUGGAGAGAAUCAAACAGAAACAGUCGCAACUCCAAGAACUAAUUUUACAGCAAAUUGCCUUUAAGAACCUUGUACAGCGGAACCGCCAGAGAGAACAACAGAAUAAAAGGCCUCCACCUGCCAACUCGGUCAUUCACCUGCCAUUUAUCAUCGUUAACACCAGCAAGAAAACUGUCAUUGACUGCAGCAUCUCUAAUGACAAGUUUGAGUACCUCUUCAAUUUCGACAGUAUGUUUGAGAUUCACGAUGACAUCGAGGUGUUGAAGCGCAUGGGCAUGGCCUGUGGUCUCGAAGUGGGCAAGUGUUCUGCUGAGGACCUGAAGACUGCCAGGAGCUUGGUGCCCAAAGCACUGGAGCCCUAUGUCACCGAGAUGGCACAGGGGCCCAUCAGUAGUGUCUACAUGACAGGGGCGCCAUCUGCUAACGGAGGCCGCUAUCAUAUUGGAAGCGACGGGGGGGCAGAUGGCACAAUGGCCUCUAGUUCUAAUGACUCUCACUACAGUGGCUCUCGGGUCGAGACCCCUGUCUCCUACAUGGGUGAGGAUGACGAUGACGAUGAAGAAUUUGACGAAAACGACGACGAAGACUAAGCCGGUCCAUCGUGCAAGUUCUUCCAGCUGCCAUGUCCAGGAGGAUUGAUCAACCAAACUUCCUGUUACUCUUCUGCAACUUGCAGUUUAUUUCCUGCUGGAUAGCAUAGUUUUCAGCUGAAGGACUUUGCUGAAGUUAAGAGGCAACACUCUUGGCCCUGUUGUAGCACUCCGGCUGGACGUUAUCUGCUCUGAAACCUUCCCUCCUGAAGAAAAGCCCUCUUGCAUACAGUUGUGUGCUGUUGGAAAAUGUUAUGUGAUCUCUGUGUGAAAUAGUUCUCUUUGUUUGAAUGAUGAGUUUGUUUUUGAACAUGCUGGCUUGAUUUGCAAUCUGAUGAUUCGGGAUGGCUUCUGCCUUGCAGACUUGUGAAUCGAAGAACCUACAAAGCUGGCUGCUAUUUUUUGCCCCAUAGGGGGCAGGUUUUUGGAUGUGUGGUCUCUUUUUGAAUGCUGACCUGAUGAUUUCUUGCAGGCUUUUUUUGUAGAAUCUCCUCCCAUGUGUGUUUGGCUCCUCAGCGUUCUGCAGAGCACUGCCUUUUUGGAGGACUCUGAGAAGUCAGUCUUUUUGUUUGUUUCUUCUCUUUUGAUUUUGGAGCUUCGUAGGCCAUCUUGUCCUAGAGACACCGGAGGACAUCAGAGAAACUUUCAGUACCUUAGGAAAAUGAAAUGCUUAAUCACAUGAUCUCAAAUCUUCUGAAGAAUAGUUUCUAGUGUCCUCUCCACGUCAGUAAUAUCUUGGAGCGUGUAAGAUUAUUGUUAUGUAUUAAAAAGAAAUGGACUUUAGGUCUCUCUGGAGUUCCCUUUGAAAAUGUCCUUAAAAAAAAAAAAAACUGAAUCCUUGUACUGACUCCUCGAAGUAUCUUUUCUGUAAUCUAAUAUAAGUUUCAAAUUUAAAUAUAUAGAAUGUUUUAAGAACUCAAUUUUGGUGUGUUUAUUUGCGACACUAAUGUAAUACUACUCAUUUCAAUAAACUUUAUUUUAUAUAUUUGCCUUGUUUGACUAGAUUUGCAUUCGGGCAGGAGAUAUGUUACAGAAGUGUCCAUUGUGACUUGCUAUAUUCCAUCUAACACCGUCUUAAAACAGGAUUUAUUUGGACAUCUAGAAAUUGUUACAUCUCAUGACCAUUUAAGGGAACUGUAAAAAGGUGAUUAAAAUUUAGAAGAAAAUAAAUAGAGAGAGAAAUAGUGAUCAGAUACACCGUUUGUCCCAUGGUCAUGGACAACCUAAAACUAUCAGGGAAUGUUAAAGUUGUACUUGUUAGUCCUGGAGGAAUCAUGGAAAUCAUUAACAUUUUAAAAGUCAAUGUAAUAUUUAUUUUGCUCUGCUGUAAAAUAGUUUAUUAACGAGAUAAUGCACUUGGUGCAAUAUUCCCCCACUGAACUGCAUGCAAAUCUCUGAACAUUUUAUAUUGUCAUAUAAGAGAUAUUUUAUUUGUUCGUCAAUGAUGUAAACAAGCCUGAUCUCUUCCAGGCAUGUUCCCUUGUGCAAAAGGUUGCAGUAGACUUGAGCUGUUUGAUAGGGAAACCGUACAAUUAUUAGAGACCAAGAUGGGAACCAAUAUUUCAGUUUUGAUACUCCAUGAAGCUGAUUUGUUGUAAUGAUGAAAUUUUCAAAUGAGGAUUUUUUUCUUUACCUUUUUUCCCCCGGGCGGCAACAUUUAUACAAUGAACGUUAAGUAUUGUUUUAGUAUUGUUGGUUUUAAUUAGUACAUGAGCACAGUUUUGUUAUUGUACAUCCCAAACUGUCCACAAUGUUAUACACAUGAAUAGGUUGUCUGCAAAUUUAGAGAAUGGUAUAAAUGAAAUUUGUGAAUUCUAGUCAUCACAACACUUUUUUUUCUUUCCAACCCAGAAUCAACCCCCUCUCUCUUCUUGCAUUUCUUUUUUUUUUUUUUACGCUGUUUUUAAAAUCUGUAAACAAACUGUCUCAUCCCCUGAGUGACCUUCCCCAUGGAUUUGUCUGUUUCAAAGCUACACUAUCCCUGAGGCUGGAUCUGCCUUGUUAAAAUAUUUUUCAGUAAAGUAUUCAUUG